Molecule: messenger RNA, 6430 nt
Organism: Spodoptera frugiperda (fall armyworm)
Lineage: Eukaryota; Metazoa; Arthropoda; Insecta; Lepidoptera; Noctuidae
Exons: 7
Coding region: 857-1972 (371 amino acids)
Source: RefSeq, a predicted model, not a curated record
CGGCGUGGCGCGAACAUCGCGCACACAGCGCCCGCGCGCGCCCCGUGCAUCAAACACGCGCGCCGAGCCCCGCCACGCGCCCGCGUCCCACGCGCCGCGCCGCGCUCCCACCGCCGCCCGGUGCACUCUCUCUACUCCUGAUUCUGUCGCACACGCUCGUGUUAGAGACCGUUUAACAUGUGUUACUGUGAAGUGUUAUUGAGUGCAGUGAUCAAAGUGGGCCGGCCAUGAAACUGCGACACCCAGUGAACAGUAGCGUCCGAUGGCAGGUGUCGAAGAACCAGAGACUGCGGCUCGACGUGCGGAACGAAACAUGAGCGAUACGUGUCACAAACACUCCGAACUAAACUAUUAAACAACACUAAAAACGCCAAAUUGCGCUUGCUUCCAUAACGUAUUCUCUUUCACAUAUCGUAAACCUAAGAUCGACCACUUUAUAAUUAUAGUUAAAUUUUAAAUAAAUAAUUAAUUAGAUAUAACUUAAAAUAGUUUCGCGCCUUUCUUGUGCCUAUCUCAAUCUAAUUCUAAAGCAUUCUAAAGUGAGAUUUAAUAAUUGAAAGUAAUUAAUUCUGUGAUGGGAUUAACAUAAGAGUGAUAUCGACGUUUGAUGUGUAUAUAAUCUUUAUCUCUUUAAAACGCUAGUUAGGGGUAGAGUAGAUGCGCUAGAAGUAGAUCUUCUCUGUAAACGUUACUAAAAGACUAGUAAAAGGUGGUCGAUUCGCGAUAACUUUGUCAAAUAUAAGUGAGUGGACAGACGUGAGUGAAGCAAAGUGCGUAGUGGAUAGCCCGCGAGCUAUCCGGGGCCCCUGGCUGAGACUUGUGGCAGCGCGUAUCCACGGCCACAAACCUGGCAAGUAUGCAGGCAGCUCUUAUGCUAAGAAGCAAAUCGCGGGAGAGAAGAAAACAGCGUUUAAAGAGAGGAAUCAAGCACGACUUGCCGAGCAACAUAGCGACCAAACUGAUCGCGCCCUUCCCGCGAUACCCACCGGCGUCAUGGUGCGCGGCCGGGCGCGCGGCCUGGGCGGAGGCGGCGGCGCUGUCAGUGGGCGGCGGGUGCGCGGGCGCAGGCGGCGCGGCGCGGCGCUGCUCCGUGCUCGGCGACCACCCCGGGGCAAGGAAGGGCCAGGCCGGCAAAUGGCACAGGAACAACCGGGUGCGAGACGCUUCGUACGGGUCGUCGUCGGAGUCGGACGGCGAGGCGGACGGCGCGGCCGGCGACACGUGGGGCGUCGCACGACUGCUCUACGCCGGGCUCGGCACGCUCGCGCUCGGCCUCGUCGUCUACUUCGUCGGGACCGGCGACAAGGGUUUCAAGACUCCAGCACUACGCCUGGUGGGUCCGUCGCUCAUUGUCGCAGGUCUGGCCUGCUGUCUGCUGCGUAUUCUCUUCUGCAUAUUUGCGAAGCCUUGCUGUCGACGGCGAACCAUCUACAAGGAGAACAGAAGACUGUCUGGGUGCGGGGAAGGCGAGGAGAUGCCUUUGGCGGGGAGUGCGGGGGGCGGCGCGGGCGGAGGGUCGGGCGGCGCGCGCGCCGGGCCCGCGCAGUGCUCGCCCGCACGCCGCCUCGACGCCUCGUCCUGCGACGUGUCCUCGCUGUCCAGCGGCGAGGAGGACGAGCGCCUGCGCCGGUACCGCACCGCCUCGCUGCACCCACCCCCACUACAUCAGGUCAUUCACGUCACAGCGCACCAGGGGGCAAGCUCACCGAAUGGGUUGCAGCAGAGCGGGUCGCACGGGUCGCACCACAGCGGCCUGCAGCGGAGCGGGUCGGGCCACAGCCCGGUGCCGGGCCCCGCGCGGGCCGCGGCGGCGCACAGCGUGCCCGCGUCGCCCAGCCCAGGAGCGCAGGCGCCGCCGCUGCCGAGCGCGAUGGCCGGAGCUCCCGCGCGCCGCCCGCCCCCGCGCAACGUCUCCUUUGCCGGUGGACCCGACGGCGAACUCGUGCUUAGCCCCGCACAGCUUCGCUCCUAACCCACAAGCAAUAAAGGUUUUCGCAAUACUCCCUUUUUUACCAAGAUACUCUUCGGACGAUGUGACUAUAUCGAUGCGAACCGCUACGAAUAUCGGUUAUGUGAUAGCGUGAGACUCUUGACAGUUUUAAAGUUUUUAAGUGAAUUUUCUAUUCGAUAAGCUACGAGGUCGUUGAUUUAUUUGCACGUUUGGAUAAUAUUCUCGCAAACUCCUAUCGAUACUCGUAACUAACUUUAAGUAUAAUUUGCUAGAACUAACUUGACUGUUUUUUGGAAUGCCUACAUUAGAGUGUGUCGUGUAACAAAAUACAUGAAAACCUAUUUCAAUUUGUAAAGAACAUUUCACACAGAACAAUAUAUUCCGUUAAGUCUGACUUAUAGAACAAUACCUGACGUAUAACAAAACAAUUCAAAUCACACAAGUUCUUUCCUAUGUCGGAUUACAAUAGUUGCCUGUAUUUUGUUACACUUCAUGACUAGAUAUGUUCAGUUUCUGUGGCAGAAUGCUUCGACUGCAUGUUUAUUGAGCAACGAGUGAAAAGGGUCUGCCAGACCAAACGUAAGUGACUUGCAUGGUUAUGCCACAAAGCGUGACGUUCGAUCACCGAUCUGGCAACACCUUAACUAUUUUACCGUAGUACUCGUAUCAUGUAAGUGUAAGCGUUAACUCUAACUGUGUAGCUAAUUACUGAAUGUGCUAGAUCCCUCCAUCUCAGCCGACUAGUAGACGCCGCGCUGCACGACGAGGUGUGGUAUUGACGACCAAACUUUUAUAUAAUUGUAACGAUAUAAUAUUUACAUAUAGCCAACUUUAUAUUUACAACACGUAUAGUAAAAAUUAUUUAAACAGAAUUUUAUUUAUAUUGGCCGGGAUACCGGGCAACUAUUACUCUGACUUACAAACUAAAAAGUAAACAGUAGAAUCAUUUACAUCUUUAAGUAUGUAUGUUCCUAGAGUGGACAAUGGUCCAGCGGAGACCAAAGAGUCUGGCAUUAUAAUAUACGAAUGAAGUUUGGUAGAGCGUCCAAUGAAGAAUGAGAACAAUACGUGACAGUCCAUCCAAAGAUAUUUAAGACGUUCAUGAUAGACAGUAGAAUAAUUUAUUAGUAGAGAUACAAGACCACACCUCGUAGCAGUCGGGAGCUAAAUAGUAAAUGUAAUUAUAAACAAUUGUUUUAAAACUGCCUACUUACUACUAGACGCGAAUUUAUACUUAAAUAUAAAAUUCAUAAAAAUAGAUUUAUAACUGACAAUAAUGAUUGUUAACUGAUGUAUAAAAUGUUAUGGCGUAUGUGCGUUGAUUUUAUUUUGAUUAUGUCCAACAAAUCGUGAGUAGUUCAAGCGCCGAGUGCCGACACCCGACACUGUGUCCGACUGUCCACGAGCCGCGCGCCGCGUGCCACGGGGCGCACAGAGAAGGAACGUUACUUUGCAGCUUGGUCGAGCGCUUCAUUUUGUACGAUAAACUAACUUGGCGAGUGAACUACGUAUAUACACCAAAGGAUAUAAUAUAAUAGUUAGCUAAUUACAUAAAGGUUGGUGUAUAGCAAGUGAUACUGUGUAACAGUAAUGUUUUUAUGUGUAAGUAACUACGGUAAAUUAAAUAAUACAUACAUGUGUGUUACGCGUGCAUUGUAUAUGGCACAAUAUAGUGAUUACUGUUUAUAAAUAUAUAAUAUAUUUUAGAAAUAUUUGCACCAUUAGUAGUGAAAUAUUAAAAUGUAUAUCUGCAGAUUUUAGCUAGAAUAUUGUGGAAGACACUGAACGACGUGUCAUAAAAACAUAUUUUGAAAAUUACGUUUCUGUAGACGAAACAGAAAAUUAUUGUAAAAGUUUUUGAUUAGUUUUUGUCAAUUAUAUAUUUGUAAUCAAAUUAAAGUAGUUACUUUGAAUUGUUUAAAUCUAAGGAGGGUCAAUUACUUACGUAUUAUUUUCGGGAUAAGAUUCGCUUUGUUUUACUUGCUGUCUGUAUCGAGCACUACAUGUACUUACUACUAAUGCAUACAAUACUCCAUUUAAUUAUAAAGUCAUCGUAACCGUCGGUAUGCUUUAUACGUCUCUAAAUUCUGGAUAGCAAUAUAAUACAAAUGAAGUAUGUACAUUCGUAUUUGUUUAUUCAAUUUUGUCGUUUUUAUUGUUUGUUAUGUAAACAAACUUAUGUCCGAUUUACUGCGAUUGGCGACUAGGUGAGCAUGCAUGCCAUGAUAGACAUUAUGGUAACUAAAAUUCAAGUUGCCUAAAUUAAAUUUCGUAUAAAAUAAUUUCGACAUCAAGAACAUAAUAGACGUACAUAGAUGUUAAGAAAAAUAUGAGCUUCGUUUAGACUAACUGGCUUGUAUAACAAAGUGUUGUGUACAUUAACGAAAUAGAUGAUCCAUUGAACGUUGUCACUCCUCGCAUUCUUCAUACUUCGUAGUCCAUUCGUUUCAUCGUGUGUACAUUUUGGUUUGAACAUCACCUGGUAUGUAACAAUAUUUUCGCUUCACUUUUGAUUACUACGAUCUAAGCGCACAUAAAACUGGUGACAGGGUUCAUUUAUUUUUGUCUACCAGCAGACGAGUUUUCAUUUACUUGUUAGAAACUACAUCACUUCUAUUUUACGAAGGAAAAUUCGUCUGCUUAUUUACGUAUAUAAAAUUAUAUAGAUCGUUUUAUAGAAAAACUGUAAUAUUGACAUAUUGAAACUUUCACUUCACAGUUCGUACUGAAGACACCAAUGUUUAAAAUUAAGAAAAUCAUUCUGUUUCUCCAAAUGAAAUUGUGUAAAUAAGCAAUGGAGAUGUCGAACCUUGGUCUGUUUCCGAUAUUGUAAUAAUGCUAUACACCAAUAAACAUUUACAUUUUGUUCCCUUACAAUUUAUAAUGUACCUAAAUAAAUCAUUUGCGCCAACUGCAGAAAUUGAAUUGUCGUAAAUAGAAAGAUGUACUCUGAAAUAUCCAGGUUACGAAGAGAUAGUGUUUUCACACGGUUGAUAUAUUUUAAUAUUUUAGUAUAUACGUGCUUCCAUUAAAGCUUGCAUUGAAGAUGCUUUUUUCGUAUUUCCUAAUAAGUGCAACGGCAAAGCGUCGAACCUAGAUUCGUUUACCUAAUGAGCUAAGUAACAAAUACCAGGGCCUAAUAGUGACUGCGUGUUGAUGGCAUUCUGCAUGUUUUCAUAGAUUAUAUUUAAGCGCAGUGUUCAACAUUUCGUAAUUUAUUAUAAUUGUAAGCUGUUACUUUCAAGUAAGUGUAACAUUCCUCGCAUCACUUGCGGAGUGUGAUCGACACGCGGUCUGUGGAACCUCCAGAUGUUUACGUGUGGAUAGAUUUAUGUAAAUAUGGUGUACUUGCUAUAUAAAGAUAAUAGAGGAAAACUAAGUCUUUUGUGACAGAGCGCCUUUAUCCUACUAUCUAUUGCAUGUUUUACUCAAACAGCAGUUGUUGUCAGGUCAAUGUAGCGGUUUGUUUUUGAUUAUGAAUAAUAAUCGACUGUCUUCUCAAAAUGUUACGUAAAAUUAGUUCGUUCAUAAUGUUUUAUUAUUUUUAUAGUGUAUUCUGUUACGUUAAAACUCGUGCUACUAGUAAACUUGGAUGAUGUCGUAAUAUUAAAUAAAAUAUGUGAAAUAUUCCCUGCCAUAGACUUUUUGUGUGUGUAAUAAAAUCUUUAAAUAAGGUAGAAUUGUUGAAUGAAAACUUUAUCAGCCUAAUGUGUGAUAUUUUUAUUCUGUGUACCUACGUGUAUGAGUUGCUCUCGCUUCCACAUAGCUGUGUUGUCAUUAUGUUGCGACGACCAAAUCGUGAUGCUAAAACUUAGUUAUAGUCUGUUAUUAAAGUAAAUAAUAUUUUAUUGUAAUAAAGUGUUCCUUUCUCUAUCGAAAUAAUUCUUAAAAUGUGAUUCAUUGUUGAAAUAUUUAUGCUCUUUGUUUAUUUUAAAAUAUGAAGUAGUUACUUCUUGACUAAAUGAUUUUACGCUAGUCUUCUAAUCUUUUGAUACAAAUUAGUUUCCCAACUAACAGACAGAUGUAACUUCUACGUGAACAAUGUGAAUAAGACAAGGCUAUCCUAUCUGAUACUAUUUUCAAGUUUCCAACCUGUGUGCGGAUUCUCCAUCUUCCUAUAUUUUAGGAAUGUAAUUGAGGUGCAAACUUAAAGGAUAGAACUGUGAUUUAAAUGUUAUUGUUAAAUGAAGGAUGUAAAGACGUGUUGGACAAAAAUGAAUGUUAACAUUUAGUUCCAGAGUAUAAUGAAAUAAAAUUAAUAACAUAGCUCAAGGGUUACCUUAAAGUAAUUUUUUAUUAUAGAGUUUUAUAUAAUAAUAAAGAGCAAUCGUAUGUUAUAUGUUUUGUUACGUUAAUGUAAAUAUUUUAUGUCAUUACCGGUAUUGUUCAUCAUCGUUUAUAUUAUUUAUAGGCAUUGGUGCAUAUCAUGUGUAUAGAGCAGACGAUUAAUCAAAUAAAUUAGAACAAAAAUAUAGUUGA